This is a messenger RNA of Oreochromis aureus, 6889 nucleotides long. It is a transcript of the gene raph1b, whose product is annotated as Ras association (RalGDS/AF-6) and pleckstrin homology domains 1b. The coding region runs from base 383 to 5029 and encodes 1548 amino acids. Gene Ontology annotation, biological process: signal transduction. Gene Ontology annotation, cellular component: cytosol; plasma membrane. NCBI's taxonomy places the organism in Eukaryota, Metazoa, Chordata, Actinopteri, Cichliformes, Cichlidae. The transcript has 18 exons. The record is from RefSeq and is a predicted model, not a curated record.
GCUGAACCGCUAGAUAUUGGGAAAGAAGGCAUUCAGUUGUGAAUGCGUCGUUAGCUGUUUGUUAAAGUGUUUGUUGUGGUAGGGCGUUUGUUUGAAUGGGAGGGGGGAGGUUUGUGUGCCCCCCCUUUAUGCGGCCAUUGAACGCUGCUUUUCUUGGGGAGGAAGGGUGUGUGGCGUUUGUGCCGACUGGGAAAAGAGCCGCAUUUUUUUUUUUUUUUUUUUAAUGGGAGUGCCAACUGAACACGAGCCCGUUACUGAUGUGAUGUUUUGUUGCCAAAACUGAACCCUGCGCCUCUGUCGUGGACGUCUACAGCCCCAGAGUGAAGUGGCAGUGUCAUCUGACCUUUAACCUCAAUAGAAAGAAGGAAAAGCCACUUCAGAGAUGGAGCAGGUAUCUGAUGAUGAGUUGGACCAUGGAGCAGAGGAAGACAGUGACAAGGAGGACCAGGACCUGGACAAGAUGUUUGGAGCCUGGCUGGGAGAGCUGGACAAGCUCACACAGAGUCUGGAUGAUGGCAGGCCGCAGAAACCACUGCAGAAACCUCCUCUCAGGCAGGAGACGAACAUGGCCAACUUUUCCUACCGCUUCUCAAUGUAUAACAUAAAUGAGGCGUUGAACCAAGGCGACACAGUGGACCUGGAUGCCCUGAUGGCUGACCUGUGCUCCAUCGAGCAGGAGCUGAAUACCAUUUCCAAACCAAACUCAACUUCUCGCAGCCAGAGCAAAGGCCAGCAGAGGGCAGCUGGAGGGCGCAGUGCUAGCACUAAGCACACAGGCACCAGUGGAGGAGGAAGCAGCGGAGGAAGUGCGAGCAGCAGUACUCGAGCAUCACCGGCCAACACGGUACGAGGUGGCAGCGCCACUGCUCGCCCCGCGGCCUCCAACAUCUCCCUCGAUGACAUCACCUCUCAGCUAGAGAAGGCCUCCCUGAGCAUGGAUGAAGCAGCACGUCAGACGUCCUCCUCUUCCUCCUCCUCGUCCUCAUUUUCCUCCAGCACCAUCCGGCGGCCCUCGUCCGGAUCGUCCGGCGGCGGAGGGCAGCAUCGGAGGACUGGUUCGGUCGGUGCCGUCACCGAGCAGGACGCACCAUCUCAGCGGUCAAGUGUGAACUCAGCAUGUGCCUCAGCUUCGAGCAUGGACUCCCUGGAUACGGAUAAAGUGACAGGAGGAGAGGUGGAGAGACAGGGCAGCCCAACCUCACAAGGACAAAACCAAACCAAUACAGAGCAUGUCACGCUACGACGAGUCAACAGUAAGUCGGCCAGACGGCAGCUUGACUUCACCUCGCGAGAGGGUGAAGUGGAUCGGGCCACCCACUCCUAUCUGGACCAAGAAACCUCGCUCAUUCUGAAAAGCAUAGCUGGAAAGCCUUCUCACCUCCUGACCAAGGAGGAGCAAGCUGCCAAACUGAAGGCGGAGAAGAUCAGAGUCGCCCUGGAGAAAAUCAAGGAGGCACAAGUCAAAAAGCUGGUGAUCAGGGUCCACAUGUCCGACGAGAGCUCAAAGACCAUGAUGGUGGACGAGCGGCAGACAGUCAGGCAGGUGCUAGACAGCCUGCUGGAUAAGUCCCACUGUGGCUACAGCCCUGACUGGUCUCUGGUGGAAACCAUCACUGAGCUGCAGAUGGAGCGCAUUUUUGAGGACCACGAGAACCUGGUGGAGAAUCUGCUAAACUGGACCCGGGACAGCCACAACAAGCUCAUGUUCAUAGAGCGCAUUGAGAAAUAUGCCCUCUUCAAGAACCCUCAGAACUAUUUGCUGGGGCGGAAGGAGACAUCAGAAAUGGCCGACAGGAACAAAGAGGCUUUAUUAGAGGAAUGUUUCUGCGGUGGCUCAGUGUCUGUGCCAGAGAUCGAGGGCAUCUUGUGGCUCAAAGAAGAUGGGAAAAAGUCAUGGAAGAAGCGUUACUUCCUCCUCAGGGCUUCGGGGAUCUACUACGUCCCCAAAGGCAAAGCCAAGGCAUCCAGAGAUCUCGUGUGCUUCCUGCAGUUGGACCAUGUUAACGUGUAUUACGGGCAGGACUACCGCAGCAAAUACAAAGCUCCCACUGACUACUGCCUGGCCUUGAAGCAUCCACAAAUCCAGAAGAAGUCCCAGUACAUCAAGUAUCUGUGCUGCGAUGAUGUGAGGACGCUGCACCAGUGGGUGAAUGGAAUCCGCAUCGCAAAGUAUGGGAAGCAGCUGUAUUUGAACUACCAGGAAGCCAUGAAGAGGACAGAGGCAGCCUACGAUUGGUCCUCUCUCUCUACGUCUAGCAUCAGAUCUGGCUCCAGCUCCGCCAGCAUACCCGAGUCCCAGUCGAAUCAUUCGGGCCAUUCUGACAGCGGGGUGGACACGGGCUCCUCUCACGGGCGUUCCCAGAGCGUGGUGAGCUCCAUAUUUUCAGAGGCCUGGAAGAGGGGUACCCAGAUUGAGGAAAGCUCAAAGAUGAGAAUGGAGGCGUCCAGAGGGGCCACGCUGCCGCACGGUUCCCACAGCCACCGGCAUCACAGCCAGCAUUCAGUUGACCACUCAGCCCUGACGCCGCCUCCACAGCAGCCUCAGGCGCAGCCUCUAUCACGGCCUCAGUCUCAGCCCCACCCCCAGCAGCAGCAGCAGCAGCAUCCCCCACAGCAUCAGCACCCAUUGGUGCAACCCCAGAUGCCAAUUCAGCUGCAGCAGCAGCAGCAGCACCCGCUUCCCCAGCAUCCGUCUCCUCAGGAGGCAGUUCCGCCACCGCCACCACUGCAGGCAGCACCACCACCACCGCUACAACCACCACAGUCUGCUCAACUACAUCAACAGCAGCUGCAGAAGCAGCAACAGUCACAGGCCUUCAGCAACUACAACCACAUGCCCCCACAGGAGCAGCAGCAGCAACCAGCUCCCGCACCCCCUCCCCCUCCCCCUCCCCCACCUCCACCACCGCCUCCCCCACCCCCUCCACCAGUCCAGACGGUGUCAUAUCAGUCACCGGCUCUCACAAUGUACAAGUACAGCACCAUCACCAGGCUGCAGAACCAGAAAGGAGGCAAGAUACCUUUUCACCUCCCUGCUACAGCCCAGCAGGUUCUGCCCACGACUCCACCACCUGCAUUGCAGCCCAUCAAACCAAACGUCAAUCACAUUGCCGCAAGGACUAAUGUGCCCCCGCCUCCUCCACCACCACCUCCCCCUCCCCCGUCCAUGCCAACCCCCGGGUCUGCCAUGGCUGUGCUGAAACUGGGCCCACCCAGUCCGGCUACUCCACCGGCUUUCAUCCCUCCACCCCCAGUUCCUCCGCCUGCUCCACAGACCAAUGGAAUUGCAUUUCCUCCCCCGCCGCCGCCCCCACCACCACCAGCUAUUGCAGCUGCUCCCGCGAGCCAGCCUGUAUACCACAGUGGACUUAAGCAAGCGCUGAAGGAGCGGUUUCCCAGCCCGCCACGGGACCUCCCGUCUCCAAACGGCGGACUUGAGGAUUCCCCACCACCUGCCCCCACGCCACCACCCCCGCCUCCUCCGCCUCCGCCACCACCGCCACCGCCUCCUCCUCCUCAACAGUUCCAAGUACCGGCCCAGUUUCCACCUCCUCCCGCACCCCUGGCAGCACCACUGAAAAACUUUAACCCAGGCUUUCUCCCUCAUACUGCUCCCAAGCCCAUGUCACCAGUCUCCCCUUUCCCUCCUGCCCCGCCUCCUGCCACAAUGAGUUGCCCGACCCCAGCUCCACCACCACCCCCUCCUCUACCUGCACCCCUUAAGAAGCAGUUCAGCCUCCAGACAGGCCACACCUCCACCCAACCCCCUCCAACUCUGCCUAAGCAGCAUAGUUUGUCCAAGCCAGCAACCAUUUCCACAGGAGCCCCUCCCACCAUGUCUCUGGUGAAACAGCUAGCCAGUCAGUUCCCAGGAGCUUCAUCCCAAGCAGCCGAGCCUUCGAAAGCCCCACUCUCUCCACCUGCAGUUAAAACCAAACCAAAAUGGCAGCCUGGGGGUGGCCAGCAGCUGCAGUCUCCCGAAUUCCCUCCUCCUCCUCCAGACAGCAACACCGGCUUCCCUGCUCAACCACCACCUCCCCCACCUCCUCCUCCACCUCCCCCAGCACCAGUCACAGGUCCGACGCCACCUCCUCCUCCCCUUCCUUCUGGAAACAUGGGCUCCCCCAUAAAGAGGUCACCCUCUGGUUCCUCUAAUUUUGGAGGCAAGAAACCUCCUCCCACCCCCCAGAGGAACUCCAGCAUCAAGUCCAAUGCCUCAAACUCCUACGAGGAAUCCAGGAGAAAUUUGCUCAGCAAGUUUGCUCCCCAAGGCAACACUGCCCCUCCCUCCUCAUGUCCUCCCUCCAAUGGCUCGCCUUCAAAGGAGCCCUCAAAUGGACCCCCUGCUCCCCCAAAACCAGGAAAGCUCAACCUGGCUAACCUGCCCCUGGCACUGCAGGGCAAGGUAAGCCAGGCAAAGCAGUCUAGUGGCGACUUCCCUUCCCCACCUCCUGAGUGCUCCUACUUCCCACCUCCUCCACCUGCCUCCGAGCUCUUCCCCCCUCCACCACCUCCAGGUAAUGACGCCCCUACGGGCGGACCUCCUCGAGUAGCAGUGGUGAAUCCCCAGCCCCAGGCUCCUCCUCCUCCACCACCCAUCUCCCUCGUCAGUAACUCAACAUGGGGAAAGAGCUCACUGAAAAAGACUCCUCCGCCCACGCUCGGGCGGCGUAGUAACAACACCCCAGAACCACCUCCGCUCUCACCACCUCCACCCACUUCCCCAAAAGGUAGCUCAGGCCAGCCCAACUUCUUGGAGGAUCUGAACAGGACACUGAGGCGAAAGUCAGUGGGACGCCAGGGCUCCGCCAACUCCGCCAGCCUCUCGGGCAAGUUAGACCCCGCGGGGACCAUGGACGACAUGGCGCUGCCCCCGCCGCCUCCUGAGCUGCUCCUGGACCAAGGAAAGCAAAGCAACGGAGGAAACGGUGGCUAUAUGUCCGGAAACAUCUCAGGCUAUGCAACACUACGACGAGGACCCCCUCCCGCCCCACCCAAAAGAGGGGAUGGCACCAAGCUUACUGGAUAGUAGUUGAACUUGUCUAUAAGGACACAAUGAAGACGAAUGAAUAGACAAUGAAAUAAUAUACUGAAGUAAAAAUGCAUUAGUGGAAUACUCUUCUCUUCUCCUGGGGACACAAUAAUAAAUGACUGUGUAUAUACUAAAAGCCAAACCAGACCAUCUUCAAUUAGUGUUUGCUAAUUCUUCAUUUUUUUAUUGCUUGGCUUUCUGGACGAGUGAGGUUUACAAUACUGGGACACUUUAGACUCAAACAGGUUAAGUUGGAGGUGUCUAAACUAUCCAACCUCUCUGGAACAUGAAGUUUUUGCCCCGUACGGUAUAACCCCACUUGUCUGGUACACCAAGCAGCUCUGAGUAAACACUAAUAAUAAGACUUUGUGCAAAUAUUACUGGAUCCAGGUCUGAGCCAAAUCAUGCAUCUGCUUCUUUGCCACAAGUUUGUGCCACGUUACUGGAGACGCAACACAGAAAACAACAAAAACUCAUCAUGAUCUCUCUGCUUUGGUACUGCAUGGACAACAUGUAAACAACAAGCUGUAAAACAUGAAGCUGUGUGUGUGUGUGUGUGUGUGUGUGUGUGUGUGUGUGUGUGUGUGUGUGUGUGUGUGUGUGUGUGUGUGUGUGUGUGUGUGUGUGUGAGAGAAAGAAAUGGACUGAACGUGCAUCCAUGCAUUGAGUGCAUGCAUGCGUAUGGUGGUAGUACUUAAUCAUCAUUAGGGAAGGCCUUCAUGGAACAGGGAUUGUCAGGUUUGCUUUUAUAUAAAAUUAUUUAAAGAUUGGUAAAUGGAAGGAUUUUUUUUUAUAUGUAUAAGUGUCUUUUAAAUAGAUUAAAGCCUAGAGAGGAGGAGAUCAACAUUAGCGCACAAUGGAAUGUAUCUGGAAGAAAAGAAAGGCAAUGAUUCAGUAAAGUCUUUUGUCUCAAGCAUUUCUAGACUGUUUCACCACUUGACAAAUGCAAAUCAGAAGGAAGCCUUACUCUUAAAGUCUUGCACAGAGGUCAAAACAGAAAGGAAGUAUCUUCCAAAGGUUUCCAAAAAAAAAAAAAGCAUGGACUGUGCAGCUGGAUUUAAAUUAAUGCAAAACUUGUACUGGACUUUGUAGAAAAGGAGAGAGGAGGAGGAGGAGGAGGAGGUCUGUGAUGGUGUAUCUUCGUGGACUGUGCGAGUUCCCUGUGUGCUGGCUUGAUUUCGGACCUUAUCCUUCAGUUUGUAUCUGUACAGUUGCAGCUGCUGCUCCGUUACCGUUGGUUCCCCCACCGCCUUCUUAAGUUCACCGUCCAGAAGGUGGCGAGCACCGACUGGAUUCAGCCACGUGAAGUAUCGAAAGAGAGAUGCAUUUUAUCCAGUUAAUGUACAGAGCGUCGAAUCAUGUAGUUUAUUAUAACACGAAUCAUCUGAAUGUUCAAUUCAACUUUGUGUCUAGGGAAUCUGGUUUCCUCGUGGUGCCAUUGCUGCUCCAUCUCUUGGUGCACAGGGUCAGAGGUUAUCUAGGGGGUCGACUAUGAAGGGUUUCCAUUUCUAGCAGCGAUGCCUUCGUUUUUAGGGUGCUAGUGCUGUCCUUUGACAUGUCCGUGUGUGCCAGGAUGACAUAUCAUGAAUAUUUCAGAUCAUUUAGACUGGCUUUGGUGUGGGGUGGUGUUGAUUCCAUACAAGGCCUUGAAGACAGUGUAUCUUUUUUUUUUUUUCUUAUAACUGAACGUCAUUGUCCUUACCGGGAUGUUUGCUGCAGUACAGUAUGUAAGUUAUAUCGAUGUGCUGAGGCGAACACGUGGGGCCAGAUGAAGAAAAAUGUUUGCAGAUGAGAGUAAAUGUUUCCUCUUGCAUAUAAACUGAAAAUCUCAAUAUAAAUGUUUAAACCAGACCUCAA